Varroa destructor (honeybee mite) is the source of this 1213-nucleotide messenger RNA. RefSeq names its product Coiled-coil domain containing 56 (gene Ccdc56). The record is from RefSeq and is a predicted model, not a curated record. Gene Ontology annotation, biological process: mitochondrial respiratory chain complex IV assembly. Gene Ontology annotation, cellular component: mitochondrial inner membrane. NCBI's taxonomy places the organism in Eukaryota, Metazoa, Arthropoda, Arachnida, Mesostigmata, Varroidae.
AGUGGAAGAACUCGGUUCGCGAUUCGAAUUUGCCCGCUAAGUCUUCUUUUUUCAUUUUCUUUCACGUUUUGAUAAUACCGCUUUUUGAAUCCACGUAAACUCUCAAGGGUCCGAUUUGCAUUUAAUGCGAUUGUGAUCGUUCAAAGUAAACAGUUCGAAAUAUUUUAACAACAAUUAAUUCUGAGCCUAUUGUGGUUAUUUUAAUCGCCGACAACUUGCCAGCAGACGACAUAAAACCCUUUCCUUUCUGCCUUCUUGAUUAGUAUAUUUUGGAAAUGUGAAAAAUUCGCAAGUCGGAGCAUAUCCAGCCGCAUUAAAAAAAAAGUUGAUUUCAGUAGACGCUCUAUCAAGCUAAGUAUCUAAUUCUAACUGUUAUAAUCGAGUAGUUUCUGGGGCGCGGUGGCACCAUGUAUAUUACGCCCAAUAUCGGACCCAUGGUGUGUCGCGCCUAUUGCUCCUCUCGUGGUGAGAUAAUGCCAAAAGUCGACGUUUCGAAAGAGUAUGUGCAGAGUGCGCAACUCAAUUACAUGAAGAUAUUAGAAAAGGAAAACAGCGAUCGAGUUGCUAAGCUGCUAAAGACCAGGUCAAGGAAUCGAUAUACUGCGCUCGGCCUUGGCAUAUUCGUUAUCUGCAUCUACGCCUAUUCUAUAAAUUCCGUAAAGCAAGAACACUUCCUUGACGAACUCGACGAAUCUUAGAAGGAUUAUAUGUAUAGAUGUAGAAGCAAUCUAGCUAUGGCGUAUUCAUUCUAAUAGAUAUUGUGCGGCAGGCUGAUUGACGGCUCACUUUUUUUUGGAUAUCUGUCUCCUAAUCAUAGUAGAUAAAGAUACCACUUUGCCAUGAUAAUUUCGCAUUGAGAGAUACAUCGUAAGCAAGCUAAAGACGACCGUACUAUAUACAGCACCCAGGUGUACUGGUAAAAGGCGCCUGUUGUCUGAAGAGCGAUGGGCGUACACAGUUUUGGGAAAAGAAAAGCUAACAUAAGAAUAUUAACAAAAUUAUCGUAUAUUGAGUAAAUUACGUCGGCGCAAGGAAUCAAUUCAGUGGUGAAUAUAGUGUAGCUGCGUUGGGUACCGCCAGGUAUUUAUAUCUCAAUUCGUUGAAUAGUGUUAAGAGCGUUGUCUUGUCCAUAAUUGGGACUCUACAGAAUAAUUAUAUGACUGACUAAGUAAAUAAAGUCCCAGAUCCCAAAUGGAUAUCGCAACACCCGUAA